AUGAAUAGCACCACGUUUGAUAAUGUAAUGAAUGCCAGGUCGUAUCGACUGAGCCUGGAUGACAUCCAGAACCUGGGGUCCCUGUACAUUUCAGAGAAUAACAAGAAAAUAGCCAAGUACAAUGAGGAGAUCAACCUGCUAAAGCAACAACUCAACUACCUGAAUGAGAAAAUGGGAAAAUGUGGAUACGUGCAUAAGGUUAUCGAGCCUGCGAAGCCCUCAGAGUUGACGUUCUGGUGCUACGAACUAAAAGAAAUGAAAGAAUUUCAAGAUCUGGUGAUGUACGAAAUAAAGAAGAAAAAAAAGCACUUCAAAAUCCUGAGCCAAGGUUGCGUCAAGUAUUUGAGUAACCGUGAAAAAAUAAAACAGAAGAAACAAGAAGAGGAGGAGAAGAGACUGAAGACUCAUUCCAAACAUAUCUCAUCCUACAUGGAUAUGUUUUGGAAAAAAAUAGAGAAAUUAGUAUGGGAAGAAAAAAAGCGAGAGUUGCAGAAAACGCUGAAUAAAAAAAAAGAAAUGAGAUUUAAAAGGUUCGUAAAGGACGCCAUCAAAAAAAUUAAACGAGCUAGACAAGGAAAUAUGCACGAACUGUUCAUCAAUAGACACGCCAGUAUAAGCUCGUUCAACCCAAGUGAAAACGUUACGUUUUCUUCGCACCAUGGCCCCACGGAGGGAAGUAAUGACCGGUGCAGCGUGGGAAGUAGUAAACGGGUUAGUAGGAUAAGCAAUGAACGGGUGAGUAGGCGGAGGAGUCAACGAGUGAGCGCGAGCAACGUUCAACUGAGCAACGUCGAACUGAGCAACGCAGGAAGUAUUGCACGAAGCAAUACGAACAACACGGAUGGCGCAGAUGUGCAAAACGUCGGCGACGAUGAGUUGAAGGAAGAAGACCUAACCAAUCAAGAGGAGGAAGACGUUUUGUUAGACGAGGAAAUGGAAUCUAGUGAUGAGUCAGAAGAAAAGGGAAAGGAAAUCAGCCUCCUGGAUGAUGAGGCCACCAUGCCCAUUGAGGAACUCCUCAAAAGGAUGUACGGAUUUAAAAGCGGCGAGGAGUAUCUGGAUUUGAUGCGCGAGGGAGAUGAACCGGAAGAGGAAGAUCCCUCAGCGAAGGAAGGGGCAGAGGAGGAAGCACCCAAUGGGGAGGGCUCUGCACAGGAGGGGGAACCAGACAACCCCGAACAGGGAGAGGAGACCGCCCAUAGUGUUAACUCCGAAUCGAAAACAAACGAGAAGAAAAGGAAAUUUGAAGAUUCGGAGGAAGAAACUCUUCCAGCUGAAGGGAAUUUGACGAAGAAGAGCGAGUCGCACAUUGAACGGAGGAGGAAACGGAGGAAGAGGAAUAAGAAGGGGAGGAAAAGUUACGAUGGGGGUAGCCAUAUGUGCACUGAUGGAGAUAACGAAGGGGAGGAGAGUGAGUCUUCCUCGUCUACCAGUUCCAACGACGACAUGCUCAUGUGCAAUAUGGACGAAAAGCACUUAACGAAAAUACCUCCAUUUAUAAAGGCGACACUGAGAGAUUACCAACACGCAGGACUUCACUGGUUACUCUAUCUGUACAAAAAUAAUAUUAAUGGAAUAUUGGCUGACGAAAUGGGAUUAGGGAAAACGUUACAAUGCAUUUCUCUCCUGAGUUAUUUGGCAUACAACUUUGACAUAUGGGGACCACACCUGAUAAUUGUACCGACCUCAAUUCUUAUAAAUUGGGAAAUCGAAUUGAAGAGAUUUUCUCCAUGCUUCAAAAUAUUAUCUUACUUUGGGAACCAAAACGAAAGAUACAAAAAGAGAGUUGGGUGGUUCAACAAGGAUUCCUUCCAUGUAUGUAUAUCUAGUUAUUCUACCAUUGUUAAGGAUCACCUUAUUUUCAAGAGAAAAAGAUGGAAGUACAUUAUCUUGGAUGAAGCUCACAAUAUAAAAAAUUUUAACACGAAAAGAUGGAACAUUAUCUUAAGCUUGAAGAGAGAAAAUUGUCUUUUAGUCACUGGCACUCCUUUGCAAAACAGUUUGGAAGAACUAUGGUCUCUUCUCCAUUUCCUCAUGCCAAACAUUUUUACAUCCCACUUAGAUUUCAAGGAAUGGUUUUCCGAUCCCUUAAAUUUGGCUAUACAGAAGAGCAAAAUAAAUGAUUCUAGAGAGCUCAUCGAUCGCUUACAUACAGUCAUAAGACCUUACAUUCUGAGGAGGUUAAAAAAAAACGUGGAAAAAGAAAUGCCCAAUAAGUAUGAACAUAUAAUUAAAUGUAAGUUAACAAGGAGACAACAAGUUCUGUACGAUGAGUUCAUUCAGAACAAACAGGUUCAGAAUACAUUGACCAGUGGCAACUACAUAGGUCUAAUGAAUAUCUUGAUUCAACUGCGAAAGGUUUGUAACCAUUGUGAUCUGUUCACAAAUAAGGAUAUUCAGACUCCAUACUAUUAUCUCCUCCCUAUCAGUUUUUAUAUUCCUCGUUUUUUUAUCCUCUUUGAGAAGACCUACCACCUUGAUUUUCAACUUAUUUUGUUUCUCCAUAGGGAGUUUACCUCCCUGGGUGGAGUACCUCUUCACCGUCAAGCCGAUGGGAAGAAACUAUCUAAGGGUAGCACUGCUACGUGUAAGAAAAAAUUUAUAACUGUCCUUCAAACCGAUCCCCAAAUUUCUUUCUCCAGUCCUUUGGAACAACUUUCUGGCGGCGAAAACAAGGAGUACACUGGAAGUUAUUCCACUAAGGAUCGUAUUGAUGUCAUCCCUUUGGAUACCUUCCCAAAUGGAAAUACAUUAAUCCCUCAUGCUAGAAACAUUCUCGACGAACCACAACAUGGAGAAAUCGUGGGAAAUAUGGACGAAGAGACAACAAGUGGACUAUACAAUCCCACCCAGGUUAUUUCCGCAUUUCGACAAAGGAGCUCUUCCACUGGUAGUACCACUGGGAAGAAGAGGCCACUUCCCCCUAGUGGUGGAAUGAACGAAGUGGUUACUUCCCCGGAGGGGGUAGGAACUCUCCUUCCUCUUGAUUUACACCAUCGCGCACGAAGUGGUACUUCAGUAAACGUAGAAGAUGUAAACACGUAUUUGAGCAACCACUUAAAGAGGAGAAGCUUGCCCAGAAAUUUACUUACAUAUUCAGACGAGUUCGUGAAGGAAAUGAAUAAUCACUACGAUACGCUGAGCCUUUUUAUCGACCCUGCUAACAAGCAUCGUUGUUAUGGCGAGUAUCUCUACCGAACGUUGAAGGACGCCUCUCCGUGUGGUGUACCAAAUGUAGGUGACCAUCUGAACAAGACCACCCUGAGCAAGCACGCAUCGAACGAGAUGGUAAACAAUAAUCGUCAAAACUUUCUCUACAAAUACAACAUGAAGGUUAUCAACAGCGAUACGCAGUAUAGAAAUUUCUUUUCGGACGAGUCGAACCAGAGCUACCUGAAUUCUCUGGAACACAAUUUGUGGAUUAAGAGACAACGGAAAUUUGAUGAGGAAGAUAGGAGGAAGGAGGAACAACUUAAAAAGAUCUACAUCAAUGACUACAACUUAUUAAAAAAUAACAGAACCCCUUUGUUUGGGACGAACCUGCUAAGCUUACUUAGGCGCGAAUUCUCUCGGGAUGGAUUUGUUCCUUACCACACAAGCAACAAUCUGCCUGUAAACGAUUCCCUCAUGCGGGGGUUGUGUGCGGCAGAUGCAAUAAGCGUAUUCAAUUCGACAAAUACAGGUGACACCAUGAACGUAUCUGACGUGACUACUACCGGUGCAUCUGGUUCAACCAUUCUGGAGAAGCUUUUCCCCACCAUGGAACUCUUCCUAAAAACACACCAACGAGAAAUUCACAACUUCACAGUGAUGAACACGCCGGCGGUCAUCAGCAGCAGUCACAGAAUCGCAGUGAAUAACAACCUCCUUCAGAAUUGUAGCCACCUAGAACCAAUUCUCCAUAGAAUCAAAAUAGCUACAAGGGUGUACCAUGAGCCCUUCCACAAGCAAUCCAUCAUCUUCCCACUAAAUAAAGAUAUAACCUUAGGAAGCGGAAAAUUAUUUGCUCUAGAAAAGUUGUUGAACAAAUGCAAAAGGGAAGGAAACAAGUGUUUGUUAUUCACUCAGUUUAUUAAAAUGCUCGACAUCUUAGAGAUCUUCCUAAACCACCUGAACUAUACUUUUAUCAGAUUGGACGGAUCAACAAAAGUGGAGCAGAGACAAAAAAUAGUUACGAAAUUCAAUAAUGACAAAUCGAUUUUUUUAUUUAUAUCAUCCACACGUAGUGGUAGCAUAGGAAUAAACUUGACAGCAGCUAAUGUGGUCAUUUUCUACGACACCGACUGGAACCCGUCCAUUGAUAAGCAGGCCAUGGACAGAUGUCAUCGUAUCGGGCAGACCAAAGAUGUGCACGUAUUCAGGUUUGUGUGUGAGUACACUGUGGAGGAAAAUAUUUGGAAGAAGCAACUUCAAAAGAGGAAAUUAGAUACCAUCUGUAUAAGCAUGGGUAAUUUUAGUAACCUGAACAAUGAGUCACUCCUCCCCGGUGGUACUUCCAGUGGUAGUGAUAAGAAUAACCCUUCGUUCAGUGAGAAUAAGGAUACCCAUCGCAAUGUACCCCCAAGUAUUGCAGAUGUGCUGAACGGGAGGGGAAAUCCAAUCCCCAAUAACGACUCCGGAAGUAAGGAUUGGUUUGCUAACGCCGAUACGAUUAAAGAAAUAUUCAUUAAUAAAAGGAAUAAUGAUGAAGAUGAUGAUAUUUACAAAGAUAGACUGUUACAUGAACACAUGGAUGAGACGGAUAAGACCAAUGUGCGUUUUGAGAAGACACUAGAACACGUGGAAGACAAGGAUGACAUCAACGCCCUGCAUGAAAAUAAGAAGGAGAAGUUACAUGCCAUCUCGCAAGAUCUUCAGGAAUUCACCAACAGAAACGAUUUCCAGGAAACCUACACCCUCACGUCUUACUGCUUCAACUUCCUUAACGACAAUCUGACGGACAGCCUAAAGCAACAGAUCGAGGAAAUGAAAAUGAAAAUAGAAAUUGAAAUGAUGAACGUGGGGGCGGACGACAACGACAAUGACGACGAUAACAAUGAUGACGACAACAACGAUGAUGGCAAUGAUGAUGACAGUGAUGAUGAUGGUGAUGAUGAUGGUAAUGAUGAUGGUGAUGAUGAUGGUAACGAUGAUGGUAACGAUGAUGGUAACGAUGAUGGUAACGAAGAUGAGGAGGAGGAGGAGGAUAGUGACGAUGAGGGCGAUGACCAAGACAACCCCACCCUCGACGAGGCGUCACCUUCAUCCUCUACCGAAACGGAAGGUCUACACGGGGAAUGA
Messenger RNA from Plasmodium knowlesi strain H, 5280 nucleotides. RefSeq names its product Snf2-related CBP activator, putative. NCBI's taxonomy places the organism in Eukaryota, Apicomplexa, Aconoidasida, Haemosporida, Plasmodiidae. Gene Ontology annotation, molecular function: ATP binding; ATP-dependent chromatin remodeler activity; histone binding. The record is from RefSeq and is a predicted model, not a curated record. The transcript has 4 exons. Bases 1 to 5280 code for a protein of 1759 amino acids. Gene Ontology annotation, cellular component: Swr1 complex.